AUGAUUGAAAUAUGUGGAGGUGCAUGUUACGAAAUUCAGUCAUUUUGGGGUAUAUUUGAUUGGAUCGUCACUGUUAUUGGACCCUUAUGCAUGAUCAUUCUAUCUAAUAUGAUUCUCAUCGGGCGAGUAUUUCUUCAAAGACGUAAGAUGAUGAGAACCAACGUCUGGAGGAAUAAUCAAGCUUUGCUUGUACAACUUUUAUUAAUUACAUCAUUGCACUGUAUUGCUUGGCUUCCUCUAUGUAUUGUGAGUCUUAUUAGUCUGGUAGAAGUUCCAUCAUCUGAAGUCAUACAAGAACUUCAAAACAACUGGAUAUUAGUCAGUCCUAUAUAUUUGACUAUAAUUGUUUUUCCUGUUGUUUGUAUCUUUGCACUACCUGAGUUAAGAGACAAGCUUCGUUUAGUAAUUAAUUAUCAACGACAUCAUCGACCUGGUCACCGAAUUCAUCCAACAAGUGUGAAUAUAUGUCUUGAUACUCGACACUAA
This is a messenger RNA of Rotaria socialis, 486 nucleotides long. Lineage: Eukaryota; Metazoa; Rotifera; Eurotatoria; Philodinida; Philodinidae. The record is from the annotation of a GenBank genome assembly.